This is a messenger RNA of Ipomoea triloba (trilobed morning glory), 1538 nucleotides long. RefSeq names its product solanesyl diphosphate synthase 3, chloroplastic/mitochondrial. The record is from RefSeq and is a predicted model, not a curated record. The transcript is spliced from 12 exons. Gene Ontology annotation, molecular function: prenyltransferase activity. Gene Ontology annotation, cellular component: transferase complex. Gene Ontology annotation, biological process: isoprenoid biosynthetic process; ubiquinone biosynthetic process. Lineage: Eukaryota; Viridiplantae; Streptophyta; Magnoliopsida; Solanales; Convolvulaceae. The coding region runs from base 1 to 1287 and encodes 428 amino acids.
AUGUUACUCACAAGAGAAUUAUCUCGGAUUUCCAGAGGCGGUUUCAAUAGAUUUAGAUGGCUAUUAUCCUUGCCCGCUGAGCAGCAGCAGCAUCACCGACAUCACUUGUUUUCCCCUACAAAUUCCUCUAUCUUCCCCGCCCCCCUUGAUGCUUCCCAACAGGUUUUGGGUAGGAGAGCAAUUUAUUAUUGGGUGUCUAAUGCUGUGAAGAGUAUCGGUCAGCAGGUUCAUCACCAAAGCAGUGCUGUAGCCGAGGAGCAAUUGGAUCCAUUUUCACUUGUUGCUGAUGAAUUAUCACUUGUGGCAAACAAGCUGAGGGCAAUGGUAAUAGCAGAGGUGCCAAAGCUUGCUUCAGCUGCUGAGUAUUUCUUUAGAAUGGGGGUGGAAGGAAAGAGACUUCGACCUACGGUUGUGUUGUUGAUGGCAACAGCAUUAAAUGCUCCGGUACCAAGAUCACCAUCUGAGGUAGCUGUUGACUUUUCAUCCAAAGAAGUACGCACAAGACAGCAGUGCAUAGCUGAGAUCACUGAGAUGAUCCAUGUUGCUAGUCUACUUCAUGAUGAUGUAUUGGAUGAUGCUGACACAAGGCGUGGGAUUGGUUCAUUGAACUUUGUAAUGGGAAAUAAGUUAGCUGUAUUGGCUGGAGACUUUCUGCUUUCCAGAGCUUGUGUAGCACUAGCCUCUUUGAAGAACACAGAGGUUGUCUCAUUGCUAGCAACAGUUGUCGAGCACCUUGUUACUGGGGAAACAAUGCAAAUGACAACUAGUGCUGAUCAACGUUGUAGCAUGGAGUAUUAUAUGCAGAAGACAUAUUAUAAGACUGCAUCACUGAUUUCAAAUAGUUGUAAAGCUAUUGCCCUUCUGGCUGGCCAAACUGCAGAAGUUUCUAUGAUGGCAUUUGAGUACGGAAAAAAUCUGGGACUGGCUUUUCAAUUAAUAGAUGAUGUUCUGGAUUUCACUGGCACAUCAGCUACUCUUGGGAAGGGAUCAUUAUCUGACAUUCGUCAUGGAAUUGUAACUGCUCCAAUAUUGUUUGCAAUGGAGGAAUACCCUCAGCUGCGUGACGUUGUUGAUCAGGGAUUUGAUGACCCUAGGAACGUGGAUCUUGCACUGGAGUACCUUGGCAAGAGUCGAGGCAUACAACGAACGAGAGAGCUGGCAACAAAGCACGCCAACCUUGCAUCAGAUGCAAUCGAUUCUCUUCCAGAGAGCGAUGACGAAGAUGUUCAAAGGUCAAGACGUGCGCUAGUAGAACUGACUCAAAGAGUCAUCACGAGAACGAAAUAGACAGGCAAUAUCAGGUUCAGGCGCGACGCUUUUUAUUGCCGUAUUGCGGAUUUUGUUUUGUUUCUCCUUUAGUGUUGCUGUAAUACAGGGGAAAAUUUUUCCCUAAAUCAUUUGAUCAUUGUUUCUAACUGUUUCAAUUUUGGCAUACAAUAAUUAUUUUGAUGAAGAAAUUGCCCUGUGCUGUAAUGCCAACUUCAUGUAAAUCAUUACCAGGACUUCUAUAAGAAUUCACUAGAUGUUGCCCACGAAAA